Populus nigra (black poplar) is the source of this 1014-nucleotide messenger RNA. RefSeq names its product LOB domain-containing protein 33-like. The transcript is spliced from 2 exons. The coding region runs from base 188 to 844 and encodes 218 amino acids. Lineage: Eukaryota; Viridiplantae; Streptophyta; Magnoliopsida; Malpighiales; Salicaceae. Gene Ontology annotation, biological process: positive regulation of DNA-templated transcription; hormone-mediated signaling pathway. The record is from RefSeq and is a predicted model, not a curated record. Gene Ontology annotation, cellular component: nucleus.
CACAAGGGAGACCCAAAAGAAACCCACUUUUAGGAAAAGUGAGAAUGUCUCUUGCCACAACAAAAAGCGUUUAUGACACUUCCAAGUGAUGAUUAUAAAGAGCAAAUCUCAACUCUAGUUCCCAAACAAACCCAGCUUUCGUACAAGUAUAAUCACCUCAACACAGAUAAGUAAAAGGCAUAGGACAAUGACAGGGCUGGGCUCUUCGUGCGGAGCAUGCAAAUUCCUGCGAAGAAAGUGCACAAGCGAAUGUGUGUUCGCACCGUAUUUCUGUUAUGACCAGGCUGCAGCCCACUUUGCCGCAGUGCACAAAGUGUUUGGUGCAAGCAAUGUUUCAAAGCUAUUAUUGCACCUACCAGUACACAAUCGAGGCGAUGCUGCUAUCACCAUAUCUUAUGAAGCACUGGCUAGGAUGCGAGAUCCUAUAUAUGGCUGCGUUGCUCAUAUCUUCGCACUGCAACACCAGGUUGCCAGCUUACAAGAGGAGAUAGAAAUCCUUGAGAACCAGAUGGCUAGUCUCACAGUUGGUGUCGCCGGUUUUGGAAGUUCGCCAACAAUCUCAAACCCGAACUGUGAGAUGCUGUUUUCCUUCCAACAAGAUGCCAUGAACACACAAUAUUACCAGAAUCCACAAUCUGCACAGCUAAACCAUUCAGGAUAUACAACUGGGAACCAAACUUUUGAUGGCCAGAUGAACGUGCCACUUCCUCCUUUAUAUGGAUGGGAAGACCAAGACAUUUUUUGCAACUCUCACCCACGUCCUUUAGAGAGACUCCUCGAGGAAGUUGACAAAGAGAUGUUCACAUAUUGUUCAUGGCCGGACAGCGGAAACAUCAUCAUAUGAGAAGAUCCAAACUCUUGGCGAAAAUGUUAAUGGCAAGUCAGGGAUUGUGCAACAGAUGUUUCAUGGAUCAAUAAGGAAAAUUUUGUGUUCGCAUCUUUGUAAUUUCAGUUGUGUAGAUUACAACGAUUUCAAGGUCAAGGUAUGAGCUUCCAAAUAAGCAUUUCCAGUCA